Messenger RNA from Microstroma glucosiphilum, 1704 nucleotides. RefSeq names its product HK-domain-containing protein. Bases 1 to 1704 code for a protein of 567 amino acids. The record is from RefSeq and is a predicted model, not a curated record. The transcript has 3 exons. Gene Ontology annotation, biological process: thiamine biosynthetic process. Gene Ontology annotation, cellular component: cytoplasm. Lineage: Eukaryota; Fungi; Basidiomycota; Exobasidiomycetes; Microstromatales; Microstromataceae. Gene Ontology annotation, molecular function: ATP binding; hydroxyethylthiazole kinase activity; magnesium ion binding.
AUGACGUCUACAUUUUCUACACAUCCCAGGCGGCUGCCACCCAGGGCCGCAUCUAUAGACUACUCCCUCUACCUCGUCACCGGCCGGGAAUUAUUACCGCCUGGGGUGGACUAUUACGAACACCUCGACCAGACACUGCGCGGCGGGAAGGUGACGGUGGUACAGAUCAGGGAGAAGCAUGUGGAUAAUGGAGAAUUCCUAGACAUCGCACAAAGGAGUUUGGCGAUAUGUGACAAGUACUCGGUCCCAAUGCUCAUCAACGACAAUCUCUCCGUUGCACUCUGCCUCCCGGACCGGGUCGGACUACACAUCGGUCAGGAAGACAUCCCAGUAGCAGAGGCACGGAAUUUGCUGGGUGACGAUCGGCUACUAGGCCUCUCUGUCCACACAGCAGAGCAAGCCAGGCAGGCACUGAGCAAUGGUCAUGCAGACUAUGCUGGGGUAGGACCAGUGUAUGGGACACAAAGCAAGGUCGGGAUCACAUCCGACAAGGUGCUCGGUCCAAAGGGUGCUGCAGCGGUAGUUGCGGCACUCUCUGAUCCGUCUUCGAGCAGGCGGAUACCCUGCGUACUGAUCGGUGGGAUCAACGCUGCCACUUGCGCUCGGAGCCUGACUGGAGCAGCGAGUUAUGCCAACCAGCCAGACGGAGUGGCCGUCAUCUCAGGUAUCGUCUCGCGGCGAGACCCAGAGGUCGCAGCUGAAGAGCUGUCAACUAUCGUUGGCGACUUCAAGUCGCGGGUUGAAUCAGCUGGCAGAGCGCCUUCGUCCACGAGGUGGCAAGACGAGAGUUUGCCUUUGCUAGCCGCAGACCUCCUCGCCUACCACCGCUCGGCACCUCUCGGCCCGCCUCUGAUCCAGACGAUCACAUCCCACGUCUCCUCGACGAUGUCCGCUAACAUCGCCCUCGCAUUCUUCUCGAGCCCCAUCAUGAGCCACCAAGAAGUCGAGGCAGCAGAUCUAGGCCGGGUGACGGGGGCAGUCGUGCUGAAUAUCGGCACCAUCUCCGAGGAGUCACGGAGAGGGAUGACCGCCGUGGGUCGCGAGGCCAACCGAGGCGGGAAGCCCGUCGUCCUUGACCCAGUCGGUGUUGGUGCGUCUGCCUUCAGGAAGAGCUGCGUGGAACAGAUCCUCAGCGAGACGCAGGUGACCCUCAUCAAGGGCAACGCAGCCGAGCUGGGCGCCAUUGCCGGCAUCACCGAAGUCACCUCGCGCGGCGUGGACAGCGGAGCGGGCACGCUGAGCGACCCUGUCAGUCUAGUACGGACGCUAGCGCGUAGGGAGAAGUGUCUGAUUCUGCUUACGGGAAAGACAGACUAUCUGUCUGAUGGAGACGCUGUCUUCUUGUGUGAAACUGGACAUGAAAGGGCGAGCCAGAUCACUGGCACAGGGUGCGCACUGGGCGUCAUGCUCGCGGCGGGUAUGGCCAGUGCCUGUAUACAGGCCAAGCAGUCGGCGCAAGAGGGCAGCACAGGAGUAGCCCACAACGAGACGGCCUCUCUGACGACUUUGCUUGUCAAAGCCAGCCAUCGUGCACUGCUGCUUGGAGCUCUGACAGGUCUCCUCACAAUGAACAUCGCAGCGGAGCUCGCAGCCGAGCGCCACGACGUGCGUGGUCCAGGUUCCUUCAUCCCUGCACUCAUCGACGAGAUUGCGAAUUUGGACGCUGACACCCUUCGGAAGAGGGCAAAGGUGAGGCUGGCGUGA